CCGGGAGGAGGCGGAAGGCGGCCGCCCGUAUGGCCGGGGGGGGCGAGAAUGUGCCGGUGUGCAGCGCCGAGCACGGGGCCCGGGCGGGGCAGCACGACGGGAUGAGGAAGGACGGCGGGGGGGACCCGUACUGGUCCAGGCCCGAGUCCCGCGUCUGGAAGGUGAUGUUGCUGCUGGGGACGUGCCUGCUGUACUGCGCCCGUGUCACCGUGCCCAUCUGCGCCGUCGCCCUCAGCGCCCGCUUCGACUGGGACAAGAAGCAGUCGGGCAUAGUGCUCAGCAGCUUCUUCUGGGGCUACUGCUUGACACAGAUUAUCGGAGGACAUAUCAGUGAUCAAAUAGGAGGUGAGAAAGUCCUCCUCCUCUCCGCAUCAGCCUGGGGGUUCCUCACGGUCCUCACCCCUCUGCUCACCCACAUCACUUCUGCCCAUCUCGUUUUUAUGACCUCCUCCAGGUUCCUCAUGGGGUUGCUGCAAGGGGUGUAUUUCCCAUCCCUGGCCAGCCUGCUGUCCCAGAAGGUCCGGGAGAAUGAGCGAGCCUUCACCUACAGCACAGUGGGGACCGGCUCCCAGUGUGGGACGCUGGUGAUCGGCGGUGCGGGGUCUCUUCUCCUGGACUGGUACGGCUGGGAGAGCGUUUUCUAUUUCUCCGGUUUGCUCACUUUGCUCUGGGUUUACUGCACCUGCAAGUACCUCCUGAAUGAGAAAGAACUCAUCAUCCCCAUAGACUAUUUAAUGAGAAGCCUCUCGAUAUCCAAGCAGACCAAAGUUCCCUGGAAGCAGCUGUUUAAGAAGGCGCCGAUAUGGGCUGUCAUCAUCGCUCAGCUUUCUACGGCCAGCACGUUUUUCACUCUCCUCUCCUGGCUGCCGACGUUCUUUAAGGAGACUUUCCCCGAGUCAAAGGGUUGGGUGUUUAAUGUAGUCCCCUGGCUGGUUGCAAUUCCUACAAGCUUGUUCAGUGGAUUUCUGUCUGAUCAUUUAAUCAACCAGGGGUACAAAACCAUCACCAUUCGUAAGUUCAUGCAGGUCAUUGGCUCCGGCGUCUCAAGCGUUUUUGCUCUGUGCCUGGGCCAGACCUCCAGUUUUUGCAAAGCGAUAGUGUUUGCCUCUGCCUCUGUCGGACUUCAGACCUUUAACCACAGUGGCAUUUCAGUAAACGUACAGGAUCUGGCCCCCUCGUGUGCCGGCUUGCUGUUCGGUGUUGGGAAUACAGGUGGAGCCCUCCUAGGUGUCAUCUGCGUGUACUUGGCUGGCUACUUGAUUGAAACGACUGGCUCCUGGAUUUCUGUUUUCAAUCUGGUGGCUGCCGUUAACAGCAUUGGCCUCUGUGCAUUCCUCGUGUUUGGAGAGGCCCAGAGGGUGGACACAGACUCUGCAUACGUGGACCUCUAGAGAGGAGUCCAGCAAGCAGCCAAAGGACAGGAGAGUGUCACGUCUAUGUGUCAUUGUCGCACAAGUGCCAAAGAACAUUUUUUUUUUUUUAGGUGUUAAAGAGGAAAAAAAAUAUACUGAGACCAAGUAUAUAAUGGGUCUGGGUGAAACCCAUGGGAGAGAAGAAAUUUAGCAUUCAUUUUUUGCUCAGGGCAUAGCUGAUGGCCAGCAGAGCCGUCCAGCUCAACAUCUCCAGUGAGGAUACGGCCCAGGAGACCAGUUUGCCCCAAUCCGUGUCCAGUGGACAAAUAUCCAUGGGGCCAAAGCAGCUUACCCGGCUUGUCUCCGAAGGCUGCUGCGGUUUGCAUGCUCUGCCCUGGAGGGUGCCCGGCUCUUGGGCUGCCACUCAACACGUGUCCUCUGAACGACAUGAAAGGAAUAACCCAAACAAACGUACCUCUGACCUUAACCCUCCCUCGCGUGCCUUCAUUUUGCAAUCUGCUUGACAGGUACGAGCCAGGCGUACAGGAGAAGGGGUUGUGAGAUGAAGUCGAGGCUUCCCUUCAGGGGAAGCCUUCUGGCUGGAUGACUACUGUGGACCCAGGGGCAGGAGGUUGCAUCAAGACUGCCUUCCCCGCGCUCCAGCUGAGCCGGGAACGCUGCAGACCAGACCGCUCAAACCAGCUGAGCCCACUUUGCUCAAGGGCUCCCUCCUUUCCGAGUCGUUUUAUUCCAGCCCUGAGCCACGGCAGACCACCUCCGACGUGAGAGCGAAGCUGCAAUCACCCGUGGUCAGGCUUAGCUGGGCUGACCUCGCGGUGGAGGGGCAGCCAAGGAAUCCCCCGGGAGCUGUUUUGCCAUAUGCUGUGAAUGUAUAGGAAGAACAGGUCGUGUUCUGUGCUAUGGAUCUAUACUCCCAAAUGCUUUCUGCUUGAUCAGAUGUGUUCUCCACGUGCCCUCGAAAGGGUGCGGGAGACUUUCCAAAGAGCCUGCAACGGGCAGGUUUUGUUUCUACAUGAAGCGUAAAGCAAAUUUCUCCAUUGGGGAUCCAUAGUACUGGAUGUGGAUCCCUGCGGUUCCCCGUGUCAGAGGGAAAUGCUCGGCUGUACACGCCUCUGAGCCUGAAUGUCUUAAGUUAUUUAUAAAUAUUUUUAAAUUUAAGUACCAAAUUCUAUAUUUUAUGUACUUGAGGCCUGAUUCUGCAUGCUUAUUUUGAGUGGUACUCCCACCAAACCCCACAGUAUUUCUGGAAGGGAAGGAUUUACCAGCCUACAGUUUCCGGUUUUGUAGGAUCUAUUUUAAAUGUGACAUUUCAUAUUAAAGCAAUUCAUUGCUUUUCCUCCCACCCCUUGCUCGCAGCCUGAAGGGAUCUCUUUGAUUUCUCUCGUGCUUACCAGAAAACUUCACUUGAGACUUGGGAGCAGAUUUCCCAAGGGACCUCGCUGUGCAGGAAAGCUGUAGGUUCAGAUUCAUCGUCCUUAAAAAAAAUAAUUAUCCCCUGCUUCUCCUUUUGUUUUAGCUGACUUUCUUCUUGGAAGAUAUGUUGGAGCCAUGUUAAGUUUCUGAAUAGCUGGGUUUAUAGUGAAAAUACUGACAGCCUUUUAAUUGCAGAGUCACUAACGGGUGCCACCAACCUAAGCUGAGGUACUUUUUGGGGAUAUUAAGAGAUAAAGAUGCAACUGCCUGAUGUCUUUGCAAGAGAAUAUAGGAUCAGUGUGGCCUGAUUGGGGGCCAGAGAGAUAAGAAAGUUUUUUUUUCUCCUUCUGUGCUUUUUUUCUCUAAAAGCCUGGUUGCUACCAUAGGUACAACCCUGUAUCUGGGGUGGUGCAGUGCUGCAGAGCCAGGACACAUGAGCACUGCCGGGAAGCUUCUCAAAAUCGGGUGGUAAAAUGGGGAGGGCACACAGAGCAAAUGCAAACCAGGCUUGCCAAAGAGGCCUAAGGCUGUGCAGACAUCUCUGCCAGCCUUGUCCCUUGUCCAGUCUGAGCAGAUUGUUUGCAUGGCCUUUUCUAUAGCGACAUAAGAAAAAAAAAGGUGGGUUUUGUUAUGGGUUUUUUGACAUCUUCCCUGAGUGUUCGGUGUUGUGGGUCAGGAGCACAAGGAGUGAAUUCUGGUUCUCUGUGCUGGAUGCACCAUUUCACGUGGAAAUGUUGAUGAGUUUGAAUCACUUGCAUUUGAACCAGGCGGCUUGGCCACCCCUUGGCUCUGCAAGCUGGGAAAUUUGGAACUAAGAAUUUCAAAGGAAAGUCAAUGUUGCUGGCUGUGCCUUCUUUGUAAAUCCAGUUAACACUUUGGUGGGCUGUCCAGAUUAUCUGUCUCUGUAAACUGGUUAAUAAGUUAAAUAUUUGAAAUACA
Messenger RNA from Haliaeetus leucocephalus (bald eagle), 3725 nucleotides. RefSeq names its product solute carrier family 17 (vesicular nucleotide transporter), member 9 (gene SLC17A9). The coding region runs from base 30 to 1391 and encodes 453 amino acids. Lineage: Eukaryota; Metazoa; Chordata; Aves; Accipitriformes; Accipitridae. Gene Ontology annotation, molecular function: transmembrane transporter activity. The record is from RefSeq and is a predicted model, not a curated record. Gene Ontology annotation, cellular component: membrane. Gene Ontology annotation, biological process: transmembrane transport. The transcript has 13 exons.